Molecule: messenger RNA, 1658 nt
Organism: Micromonas pusilla CCMP1545
Lineage: Eukaryota; Viridiplantae; Chlorophyta; Mamiellophyceae; Mamiellales; Mamiellaceae
Exons: 1
Coding region: 1-1581 (526 amino acids)
Molecular function (GO): GTP binding
Source: RefSeq, a predicted model, not a curated record
AUGCACGCGUGGACGCGCGCGAGAGAAGCCGCGAACAUGCUCACGUCCACCCUCGUCCGCGUCUCGACCGUCGCGGCGGCGCGUCUCGGCGCGACGCGCGCGUCGAAUCCUUCGCACCGCGCGUCGAAUCCUUGGCGGCGGGAUCCGACGACGCGCGGCGCGUCUGAUGACGCGCUUCUUCUCCGCUGGGACGCGCUUCGAGCGGCGGCGACGACGCCGUCGCCGCCGUCGCGACGCCGCGCGCGCGACGCGGCGUCCUCUCGCGGCGUGGCCACCGCCGCGGCCGGCCGCGGCGGCGGCGGCGGCGGCGGCGGCGGCAGAGGCGGACGAGGCGGCAGAGGCGGCGGCAGAGGCGGAGGAGGCGCGGCGACGGCGCGACCGGGACGCAAGGGCGUCGGCCCGCCCGCGCGCCGCGGCGGGAAGAACAAGCCGUCCUCCUCGGCGCGGCAGAAGCAGCCGUCGGGGCGGAUGGUGCGAGAGAACCCGGAGGUGGCCGCGUUCGACGCGGACGUCGCCGCGCCUCCGAAGCGCGGAGGAGGCGACGCGGAGGAGAUGCGACCGAACCCGAUGGGCGCGCCGAUAUGCAUCGACUUCAACGACGACGACGACUUCAGAGACGAGUACGAGGACGAGGCGGUGGAGGCGGAGGAGGAGGAGGAGACGCGGUACGAGGACAUCACGCGCGUGGAGGUCGAGGGAGACGGCGACGGCGACGGCGACGGCGACGGCGGCGACUUUCUCUCCGCGCUCGACGCGCGCGGCGGGUCGUUCGAAGAGGACGACGAGACGCGAGGCGGCGAGUGGACCACGUUCGGCGCCGCGGGGGCCAGCUCCGAGGACGGCUCCGACUCGGAGUUCGACGACGACGACGAGCUGUACCUCACGGACGCGGACGACGCGCUGACGUUGUCCACGGCGCAGCAGGAGAAGGGCGCGAGCGUGAAGAGCGCGAAAUACCUGCAGACGUGCGUGCGCGUCCAGGACUGCCCUCCGCCGAAUUUCCCCGAGAUCGCGGUGAUCGGCCGCUCCAACGUCGGGAAGAGCUCGCUGGUGAACCUCCUCACCGGCCGCAAGGACGUCGCGAAGACGUCCAAGAACCCCGGGAAGACGCAGACGAUCAACCACUUCGAGAUGAUCACGGGGGACGGGAAGUGGUACCUCGUGGACUUGCCGGGGUACGGAUUCGCCAACGCGCCGGAGCGUUUACGGAAAAAGUGGGCGCUCUUCACGCGGGAGUACCUCCUGGAGCGCGAGAACUUGCUCGCGGUGAUGCUGCUCAUCGACAGCACGGUGGAGCCGCAGCGGUUAGAUCUCGAGUGCCUCGAGUUUUUGGGCGAGAACGACAUCCCGGUGAGCAUCGUCUUCACGAAGGUGGACAAGAAGAGGAAGGUCAAGAGCGGGAAACGCGCCAAGCCCGAGGAAAACGUCGAGGCGUUUUGUCGCGAGGUGUCCGAGUACUGGGAGGAGAUGCCGCCGAUGAUCUUCACGUCUUCGAAGACCGGGGACGGGAAGGCUGCGUUGCUGAAUCACGUCGCGACGUUGCGACAGUUCUUCAAGGAGGGCGAGGGACGCGGGAAGUAGGCUCGGAGUCUUUUUUUCUUCGAUGCGACGCGACGAGGCGUCGCGAGCGCUCGCGAUGAUAUUAAUUAAAUAUCUUC